Messenger RNA from Trichogramma pretiosum, 528 nucleotides. RefSeq lists its product as uncharacterized. The record is from RefSeq and is a predicted model, not a curated record. The transcript has 3 exons. Bases 179 to 520 code for a protein of 113 amino acids. Lineage: Eukaryota; Metazoa; Arthropoda; Insecta; Hymenoptera; Trichogrammatidae.
CAUGCAUACUUAGCCUAGUUGCCAUACAGCACGCAGUGGCGUGCGUCUUGUUGUCGGCUGCGUAAUGGAUUUUAUUUUAUCCGUCAACUAAUUUUAUUCAUAAGGUUAAGUCAAGUAGCCAAAUAUUCGUUGCAUCUCUCUCGACUUCAAGUUUUAUUUUUACUUAUCAGAAGGGGGGAUGACCAGUCACAUAUUCGGCGUUGGUUUGGGCCUAUUUGUCAUCUUAACUCUUUGGAUAUCUGCUGGACUUAUAUUUCUUAUAUCUCUUAGAAUAGAAAAAAGAAUCGGUGCUGUUGCAUUAGCUGUUGCAGCUAUUAUUACUAUUAUAUUGGUCAGUGUUCCUAGAGCUCCACAGCAUCCAGUUUCUCAAGAAAAUAAACCUUAUGAUCACUUUUUUAUUUGGCGCAUGAUACUUUUGAUACUCUUGGUUGCAUCAUCUGUGAUAGGAUUCAUAGGAUACAUCAAAUUUGAACUAAUGGAUAUAGCUAGACCACAGAGAGUAAGGAAUUGGGUUUUUUAAAGACAAUU